AUGAGCACGAGCGAUGGCGUGCCACUGUCGGGUCCCGAUAUUGGUAACGGGGCCCGUCCCACCAGUGACACUGGUUAUCCCGAUGGUCAGCAGACAGGUGGACAGACACAGGAUGGCCUUGCUUCGUCGAAAGCAGCAACAGCUGCCGCACCCACAGCUCCACCCAAGAGACCGGCCAGGAGGGGUGCCAAACCCACUCCUGACAGGCCGGUACGGGCCCUCUUCUGUAUGGGACUUAAAAAUCCACUUAGGAAAAUGUGUAUCGACGUCGUUGAGUGGAAACCUUUUGAGUGGCUCAUUCUCCUGACAAUUUUAGCCAAUUGCGUCGCCCUGGGGGUGUACACACCGUAUCCCUGUGGCGACUCUAAUCAAACAAAUAUGUACUUGGAAAAAAUCGAGUACGUAUUCCUCGUCAUAUUCACCGUGGAAUGCGUGAUGAAAAUAAUCGCAUACGGUUUCGUAGCCCACCAAGGAGCCUACCUCCGAAACGGAUGGAACAUGCUCGAUUUUACAAUUGUUGUAAUAGGAAUGAUCAGUACAAUACUGACAAUACUGAUGAAAGAGGGCUUCGAUGUUAAAGCCCUGAGGGCAUUUCGAGUACUACGACCACUCCGGCUGGUUUCCGGUGUGCCAAGUCUACAAGUAGUACUGAAUUCCAUCCUCAAGGCAAUGGUACCAUUGCUGCACAUUGCAUUACUAGUACUGUUUGUUAUCAUCAUUUACGCCAUUAUAGGAUUAGAAUUAUUCUCGGGAAAAAUGCAUAAAACGUGUAGAAAUAAUAAAACAGGUGAAAUAAUGGAGGAGCCACAUCCCUGUGGUGAGGCUGGUUUCCAAUGCAACACACUAGGAAGUCAAUACGUAUGCAGUAGACAGUAUUGGGAGGGUCCGAACUAUGGAAUAACAAACUUCGAUAACUUUGGACUGGCGAUGCUGACUGUCUUCCAGUGUAUCACACUAGAAGGAUGGACCGACGUGCUGUACGACAUUGAGGACGCAAUGGGCAGCACUUGGCAGUGGAUAUACUUCGUGUCCAUGGUCAUUCUCGGUGCAUUUUUCGUGAUGAAUCUCAUUCUCGGUGUUUUGUCCGGAGAGUUCUCGAAGGAGAGGGACAAGGCGAAGAAGAGGGGUGAGUUUCAACAAUUGAGGGAGAAGCAGCAGAUCGACGAAGAUCUGCGGGGAUAUCUCGACUGGAUAACUCAGGCUGAGGACAUUGAGACAGAGCAUGACGAGCCUAGAAUGCAGAGUAGAAAGUCCAAGCAACAGAAUGAAAUGGAGAGUACAGACAGGCUCGAGGGCGAUGAGGAGGGUGCGCGUCAGGAGUCUGUGUGGGGAAAAAAUCGAAAAACUUGGGCAGAUAUCAACAAGCACAUGCGAAAAGGAUGCCGCAGGGCGGUUAAAUCACAAGUUUUCUACUGGCUGAUUAUUGUUCUUGUGUUUCUCAACACAGCUGUACUGGCCACCGAGCAUUUUCGCCAGCCAGACUGGCUCGACUGGUUUCAAGAGUACACUAAUAUGUUCUUCGUUGCUCUUUUCACCAUGGAGAUGACACUGAAAAUGUACAGUUUGGGGUUUCAGGGGUAUUUUCUAUCGUUAUUCAAUCGUUUUGAUUGCUUCGUUGUCAUUGGUUCAAUCAGUGAAAUGAUACUCACGAAUACGGAGGUCAUGCCACCACUUGGGGUCUCGGUACUUCGGUGUGUCAGGCUUCUCAGGGUCUUCAAGGUCACCAAGUACUGGAGAUCGCUGUCGAAUUUGGUGGCUUCGCUGCUUAAUUCUAUACAGUCUAUCGCCUCGUUGCUGCUGCUGCUCUUUCUUUUCAUCGUGAUUUUUGCGCUGUUGGGGAUGCAGGUCUUCGGGGGGAAAUUCAACUUCGAUGAUCUCCAGGACAAACCACGCAGCAAUUUCGACAGCUUCUGGCAGAGUUUGCUGACAGUGUUUCAGAUACUGACGGGGGAGGACUGGAAUGCCGUCAUGUACGUGGGAAUUCGGGCUUACGGGGGUGUUGCCAGUCAUGGGAUACUUGCCUGUGUUUACUUCAUCAUUCUUUUCAUCUGCGGAAACUACAUCCUUCUGAACGUCUUUUUGGCCAUCGCUGUAGACAAUCUCGCUGACGCCGAUCAGCUGACAGCCGUUGAGAAAGAUGAAGAGAACGACAAGUCCCACAGUGGUUCACCCGCUCGUGAUGAAUUGAGCGGUGAAGAGUGUGUUCACGAUGACGAAGACGUUGGUGAUAUCACCAGUGGGGAAGAGGAUCCCGGGACUGAUGUUGAGCAAUAUGAGAACGAUGGGGACGAUUACGAGGGACAAGACACUGAGGGCUCCAAAGAUGGACACGAGGAUGGUGGGCAUAAAGUCAGAAUUAAUGUUGAAUCUGAUGACGAUGGUUACGAACAUUUUGCACCAGAUGAAGGGGAAGACGAUUACGAUCACAUGGAGAUGGAUGAGAUUGAGGGGGGACCGGAAGUCGUUUCGGCGAGGCCCAGAAGAAUGUCUGAGUACAAUAUGGCCACUGAGAAGCCGCCCAUACCCGAGGGCUCGUCCUUCUUCUUAUUCUCGAAGACCAAUAGAUUUCGAGUUUUCUGUCAUUGGUUCUGUAAUCACAGUUACUUUGGCAAUUUUAUUCUUGCCUGUAUUAUGAUUUCUUCGGCUAUGUUGGCUGCUGAGGAUCCUCUCAAUGCCACCUCUGAACGGAAUGUUAUAUUGAAUCAUUUCGAUUAUUUCUUCACAACCGUAUUCACCAUCGAAAUUUGUUUAAAAAUGGUAUCAUACGGCUUUGCACUGCACGACGGUGCAUUCUGUCGUUCGGCCUUCAACCUGCUGGAUCUCCUAGUAGUCUGUGUCUCCCUGAUAUCCAUAGCAUGGAGAUCCAGUGCAAUUUCCUUCGUUAAAAUUCUACGUGUGCUGCGCGUUCUCAGACCACUGCGUGCCAUCAACCGAGCCAAAGGCCUUAAGCACGUAGUCCAAUGCGUCAUCGUAGCAGUAAAGACUAUCGGAAACAUAGUCCUCGUCACCAGCCUCCUGCAGUUCGUCUUCGCCGUUAUCGGCGUCCAACUCUUCAAGGGGAAAUUCUUCUCGUGUAAUGACGAAUCUAAGAUAACGGAAGCUGAAUGCCAUGGCACGUAUUUGGUUUAUGAAGAGGGAAAUAUCAACAGACCAGUCAUGAAAGAGAGAUUGUGGACGCGAAAUCGUUUUCAUUUUGAUGAUGUGGCUAAAGCCAUGUUGACGUUAUUCACAGUAUCAACGUUUGAGGGGUGGCCAUCACUCUUAUACGUCUCAAUCGACUCAAAUCGUGAAAACUACGGACCAAUCCAUAACUUUCGCCCAAUAGUAGCAGCCUACUACAUAAUAUACAUAAUCAUCAUAGCAUUCUUCAUGGUAAACAUAUUCGUGGGUUUCGUCAUUGUGACAUUUCAAAACGAGGGUGAACAAGAGUACAAAAAUUGUGGAUUGGAGAAGAACGAGCGUAACUGCAUCGAGUUUGCACUGAAAGCCAAACCGGUACGUCGAUACAUACCGAAACACCGAAUUCAAUACAAGGUCUGGUGGUUUGUGACGUCCCAGCCAUUUGAGUACACCAUUUUUACUCUCAUCAUCAUCAAUACCAUAACACUUGCCAUGAAAUUCUACAAUCAGCCGGAUCCGUAUACACAUGCUCUCGACGUACUCAAUAUGAUCUUCACUGCGGUUUUUGCGCUUGAGUUUGUCUUCAAACUCGCGGCAUUUCGGUUCAAAAAUUACUUCGGAGACGCCUGGAACGUUUUCGAUUUCAUCAUAGUGCUGGGAAGCUUCAUCGACAUUGUAUACUCCGAAGUGAAUGCACGACUGCAUGUGAAGAUGGGAGGUAGCCUCCCCAGCACCCCGGGCUCGAACAUCAUUUCCAUCAAUUUCUUCCGGCUGUUUCGAGUCAUGAGACUCGUCAAACUCCUCAGUCGAGGCGAGGGCAUACGAACGUUGCUCUGGACAUUCAUCAAGUCCUUCCAGGCACUGCCAUACGUCGCUCUACUCAUCGUCAUGCUGUUUUUUAUUUAUGCGGUCAUUGGAAUGCAAGUGUUUGGGAAAAUUGCGUUAGACAAUGAAACUGCGAUCUACAGGAAUAAUAAUUUUCAGACGUUCCCGCAGGCUGUUUUGAUAUUGUUUAGAUCAGCUACAGGUGAAUCAUGGCAGAACAUAAUGCUGGACUGCUCCUACCGUCCUCGUGAAGUGAAAUGCGACGUAAAAUCGGACGACGCUAACAAGGAGAGUUGCGGCAACGACAUUGCCUUCCCCUACUUCAUAUCGUUCUACGUUCUCUGUUCAUUUCUCAUAAUAAAUUUAUUCGUCGCCGUAAUCAUGGACAAUUUCGAUUACUUGACCCGCGACUGGUCGAUCCUGGGGCCGCACCAUUUGGACGAAUUUAUUCGCCUGUGGUCUGAGUACGAUCCGGACGCCAAAGGGCGUAUAAAACACCUGGACGUUGUGACUCUAUUGCGAAAGAUAUCGCCACCCCUGGGUUUCGGUAAAUUGUGCCCGCACAGAGUGGCUUGCAAGCGACUAGUGUCCAUGAAUAUGCCGUUGAACAGUGAUGGAACAGUGUUAUUCAAUGCGACUUUAUUCGCGGUUGUGAGAACGUCGUUGGGAAUAAAGACAGAUGGAAAUAUUGACGACGCGAAUGCCCAACUCAGGGCGGUAAUCAAGAAAAUAUGGAAGAGGACUAGUCCAAAGUUACUUGAUCAGGUGGUGCCGCCACCGGGGGUGGACGAUGAAGUGACGGUGGGCAAGUUCUACGCGACUUUCUUGAUUCAGGAUUAUUUCCGGAGGUUCAAGAAGAGGAAGGAGCAGGAGAUGAAGGAGGGGGACAAGGAUUGCCAUAACACUGUCACUCUGCAGGCUGGACUCAGGACUCUUCACGAAGCUGGACCUGAAUUGAAACGGGCCAUCUCGGGAAAUCUUGAGGAACUGCUGGAUGACAAUCCUGAACCGAUGCAUAGGCGGAAUCACUCACUAUUCGGCAGUGUCUGGUCCAGUAUGCGUCGAGGUCACCACAGUUUCCGAGCGAAAUCCCUGAAAACUCCCGCCAACCCAGCCCCAAAAAUCUCGCCCUCGAACUCCAUAGACUUCCUCCCUUACGCCUCCCUCCACAGGCACGGUGCAGUCGACAACCAAAUCACCGCGAGAUCCCACCAAGUAGUGCCGAAUGUGACAGGGGUGACUGGCAGCACUCCCAUCAAUCAAAUGGGCGCCGAGGAGAACAUCCCAAUGCGCCCACUGGCAAUGUUCGCCAAUGCCAACUCGGGAAUGCAGCCGGCGAACUACCAGAAUCCCUACAAAGUGUUGGAUCUCGAGGAUGGAAUUGAGCAACAGUUGACACCACCAACCCCACCCCCAAGAAGGAAUCUACCAAGUGGUGCUGCCAUAACAUUUGCAACAGGCACCAGUGGUAACGCCGAAUCGAGUAGCGCAACAACAAGUCGCACACCCUCGCCAACCCUAAGUCCAUCGCCAUCAUUUGCCUCAUCGUCCAACGAAGGGGCGCACUAUUACGCUUAUGCGACACGUGGAUGCUGUCCCGAUACUCCCGGCUGGAAGCAACAGCAUGCCCCUGCCGGCGGAAAUGAAGAUAAUGCAAAUGACAUUGAUAAGGGAAUGUCGCCGAACGAGGGUAAUACAGGAGUUAUACAGCGUAAACGGAGUAAGCAGGGUUCGUCGAAAAGAUCGUCGAAACGAUCGUCGAAUCGGUCGAAGGGCUCGUCGAAGCGCUCUAGCAAGCACAGGGAGGGCUCGAGCGAGGGUAAAUACUCAUCGGUGAGAUCGCGAAAGUCUCACAAGAGUGAUGACGAUGAUGAUAAGGCCAAAGACUGCUCGCACGGUGAGAGGAGCAUUGCUAAUGGGCUUAAAUUGGCGCAGACACAGGCCAUCGCUGUUGCUGGCUUCUUCGCUGAUGUCGAUGCACGCCAGUGGCGGGUUUGCGAGUCCUGUCUGUCGCAUCGGGCCUCCUUCCACGGCAGAGUUUCGUGGGCCGGUGAGAGCAAUGGGGGCGUCGGCUCGGAGAGGUUGUCGCACAGCUUGCCGGGCAGUCCGUCCGAUAGGAAGCCCAACUUCGAGGUCAUUGGGAGUGCUGAGAGCUUGGUGGGACGGGUAUUAGCUGAACAAGGAUUAGGUAAAUACUGUGACCCAGAUUUCGUGCGUUACACAUCGCGUGAGAUGCAGGAGGCCCUUGACAUGACUCGAGAAGAGAUGGACCGUGCUGCGCAUCAGCUACUGCUGCGUGAGCGUCGAGGACAACCGUUGACCUUCCAGCUACAACAGAGUAUGGAUCAACACUGGAAUCCAAGACCCCAGGGCCCAAGAGAAGUGGCUUACGAGCAACUGCGGGAACAAAUGCCCUCAUUAGAGCAGCCACAAUUAUCCCUUCAGCCUCAGUCACAGCAGCAACAGCAGCAGCAGAUGUAUCGAGAACAGCCGCCUUCUUAGCGGCUAAGAAGUCUCCAGGUAAUGCUCGAACCACUCAUUAGCAACGAAUUCAUGUUACUCAUCGGUUUCAGUUCGAAAUUUGUAUUUUAAAAUUCGUCAGUCAUUGCGAAAGAAAUGGUGAAACGUGAGGAAUAGGAGAAUUCGUUUCAUCUUUUGUAUUUAUUUUUUUUAGCUCGUGGAAUAUAAAGAAUUGCAGGGUGGCUUCACUUUCAAUUUAUAUUACAUGAUUGCGAAUUUAGGAAUGUCACGAUCGAAUGAUAUGAUGGGAAAAAAAUAUGA
Molecule: messenger RNA, 6726 nt
Organism: Diachasma alloeum
Lineage: Eukaryota; Metazoa; Arthropoda; Insecta; Hymenoptera; Braconidae
Gene: Ca-alpha1D
Product: muscle calcium channel subunit alpha-1
Exons: 24
Coding region: 1-6447 (2148 amino acids)
Biological process (GO): calcium ion import across plasma membrane
Cellular component (GO): voltage-gated calcium channel complex; membrane
Molecular function (GO): high voltage-gated calcium channel activity
Source: RefSeq, a predicted model, not a curated record